AUGUGCUUUAAGCCCUGCAUGGCAGAUAUGAGGCUCGAGGAAAUCUCAUUAUCCCAGGGCUCCCGAGUCUUUAAUAUUGACCUUUCAGGUGGCUUGGCAACUACAGGCUCCCAAGAUGCAACUGUUGUGUACAAAUUGCCAAAGAGAGAAAGGCAUGGACAACUGGAUUACGAUCCAAGUUGUAUGAAGAUUCAAGGGGAAGAGAGAGAAAAUUCGAUUCGAUUCGCAAUACAGGUGAACAUUAAAUGCUUUUGCAUUUUGAACCCGGAGCAUUCCAGCAAACCUGGAGAGGUGACCCUCACCUAG
Molecule: messenger RNA, 306 nt
Organism: Podarcis lilfordi (Lilford's wall lizard)
Lineage: Eukaryota; Metazoa; Chordata; Lepidosauria; Squamata; Lacertidae
Source: the annotation of a GenBank genome assembly